Molecule: messenger RNA, 371 nt
Organism: Medioppia subpectinata
Lineage: Eukaryota; Metazoa; Arthropoda; Arachnida; Sarcoptiformes; Oppiidae
Source: the annotation of a GenBank genome assembly
AUGAGACAACAAACACAACACAAGGGAUCCACUGAUGAAGAAGUCAUACAAUCAGACAUUGAAUCCAAUGAUGGCAUCGAUUGUGAUAUUAAUGUGGAAUCAGAUAACGAGACAAUUGACGGAACAGUUGAUGAAAGUGUUGUCACAAAUCAAACGCAAGACAUAACGAACGGUUGUCUCAAAGAGACGACAAUUCAAUUCAUAAAACUUCAGACAAAGGGUUUUGUGUCGAAGAAAACACUGAAUCAGACAUUGAUUCAAAUGAUGGCAUCGAUUGUGACAUUAAUUGUGAUUCAGAUAACGAGACAAUCGGUGGAAGUGUUGAUCAAAAUGAAGACAUGAAUGACAGACAAGACUUGAAUAUUAAUGAA